This is a messenger RNA of Arabidopsis arenosa, 1599 nucleotides long. The record is from the annotation of a GenBank genome assembly. Lineage: Eukaryota; Viridiplantae; Streptophyta; Magnoliopsida; Brassicales; Brassicaceae.
GCUUCCCUUUUCCUCUGUUCUUCACUUUAAGAAAAUUACAAACUUUAUCUUCUAUUGGAUGAAUCUCUGAUCUGGGUUUGAUUAAUCACCAUUAAUUUACGAGUUUUUACGUGAAUUCAAAUCUAGACUUUUGAUCUUCCAAACCCUAGAAUUGAGCAUCAUGGAGAACGAGCUGUUUAUGAAUGCAGGAGCUUCUUCGCAUCCGCCGGUGAUGACGUCACCGUCUUCUUCGUCGGCGAUGCAUAACUGGGUUUCAAUGGAGACUCAAACAGUGGACCCAAGUCUCGGUUGCAAUCUGUUUUGGGAAAAGUCAACGGAACAGAGCAUCUUCCAUUCGGCUCUUAGCUCACUCGUCUCUUCUCCGACGCCGUCAAAUUCUAACUUUUCCGGUGGAGUAGUUGGUGGAGAAAAUGUCAUGAUCAGAGAGCUCAUCGGGAAACUGGGUAACAUCGGCGACAUCUAUGGAACGCCGGCGAGCAACGGAAACGUCUCUGGCUCGUGUUACGGUACUCCAAUGAGCUCUCCAACACCUGGACGUAUGAUGGUGACGAAAACGACGACGCCGAUAACAGAAUUUUCCGGCGAUCCGGGAUUCGCAGAGAGAGCGGCGAGGUUCUCGUGUUUCGGUAGCCGUAGUUUCAAAGGCAGAACAAACUCGCCGUUUCCGAUUAAUAACGAACAACCCGUCGCAACCAAUGAGAAAAUGCCACGUAUAUCAAGCAGCCCAGCUCUUAAGCCUCUCGUGUCUCAUGUUCCCGCCGGCGAAUCGUCCGGUGAAUAUUCCCGGAAAAGAAAAGCAAAAUCCAAGCAGAAUUCUCCUUCUACAGUUUCACCAUCAAAGGAGAUUGAAGAGAAGGAAGAUUCUGAUCCAAAGCGAUGCAAAAAAUCAGACGAAAAUGGAGACAAAACUAAGUCAAUUGAUCCUUACAAAGAUUACAUUCAUGUUAGAGCUCGACGAGGCCAAGCCACCGAUAGUCACAGUCUCGCCGAACGAGUUCGAAGAGAGAAAAUAAGCGAAAGAAUGAAGCUGCUUCAAGAUCUUGUCCCUGGAUGCAACAAGGUUACUGGAAAAGCACUGAUGUUGGAUGAAAUUAUAAACUAUGUCCAAUCAUUGCAACGGCAAGUUGAGUUCUUGUCGAUGAAGUUAUCGUCAGUGAACACCAGGCUGGACUUUAACAUGGACGCUCUCUUGUCUAAGGAUAUAUUUCCUUCAAGCAACAAUCUAAUGCAUCAUCAACAAGUACUUCAAUUAGAUUCUUCAGCAGAAACGUUAUUGGGUGAUCAUCACAAUAAUAAUUUGCAGCUGAACCCUGAUAUUUCUUGUAAUAACAUAAUAAACCCUUUGGAAACUUCUGAAAUUAGAAGCUUCAUUUCUCACUUACCAACACUUGCCCAUUUCACUGACCCUAUUUCUCAGUAUUCAACAUUUUCUGAAGAUGAUUUAACUAGCAUUAUUCAAAUGGGUUUUGCGCAAAACCGGCUCCACGAAUUAAACCAUGGUUCAUCAAAGCAAGUACCGUCGCACAUGAAAGCUGAACUUUGAUCAACCAUUAUAUUUAGAUUUGCAUUUUUACAAAAAAAUAUAGGAGUUUUAAAGGU